Messenger RNA from Megalobrama amblycephala (Wuchang bream), 1227 nucleotides. Its product is annotated as N-acylethanolamine-hydrolyzing acid amidase-like. Bases 80 to 1117 code for a protein of 345 amino acids. The transcript is spliced from 11 exons. The record is from RefSeq and is a predicted model, not a curated record. Lineage: Eukaryota; Metazoa; Chordata; Actinopteri; Cypriniformes; Xenocyprididae. Gene Ontology annotation, biological process: fatty acid metabolic process. Gene Ontology annotation, cellular component: lysosome. Gene Ontology annotation, molecular function: fatty acid amide hydrolase activity.
UUGGGCAGCGUGAACGAGUCUUUGGUUUCGCUUAUUCAAAUGUCACCAUCACAAGGACAGUUAGUGUACAGCAUUCACCAUGAAGAUCUGUCUAUUUCUCGGAGUGACAUUUUUCAGCGUAUCGACAGCUGAUUUCUCUCCCCCGGUGGUAAACAUCAGUCUGGACCUGCCUGCCUUUCAGCGAUGGGCUCCUCUGAAGAACCUCUAUGACAUUAAUUUCUUGAGAAGAGCUGCAUCUGAAGUGAUCGACUCGACUGUUCCCAAAUGGGUUCAUGUUGCCGUUAAACCCAUAGUGGAGGCUUUGGAGAAAUACAUCCCACAGCCGUAUGCUGGAGAAAUACAGGGCAUGGCUUCAUUCUAUGGGACUGACAUUUCAGAUAUCGUGCUGCUGAACUUUGCCUAUGAAGUAUCUGCGUUUUGCACCAGUAUUGUAACUCAGGAUACAAAGGGCAAUAUAUUCCAUGGCAGAAACCUGGACUAUCCUCACGAUGUGCUCAGAAAUCUAACUCUAGAUGUACUUUUUAUGAAAAAUGGAAAGGUGGCGUACAGAGGAACCACUUUCGCUGGUUACGUUGGGCUGUGGACAGGACAAAGCCCCAACAAAUUUACAGUCUCUGGCAACGAACGCAAUAAGGGACAUUGGUGGGAGAAUGUGAUUUCAGCCGUUUUAUUAAAAAGUUCUCCAGUUAGCUGGCUAAUUCGAGAGACUCUUGAAGCAGCUGUGGAUUUCCAGGAUGCAGUAGUGAGGCUGGCCAAGGUGCCGAUCAUCACAGAUGUUUAUUACAUUUUGGGUGGUGUUAAUGCUGGUGAGGGUGUGGUCAUCACCAGAGACAGGGGAGGAUCAGCUGACAUCUGGCCCCUGGAUCCACUUAAUGGAAACUGGUAUAGAGUUGAAACAAAUUAUGACCAUUGGCUACCCGCCCCUAAACGAGACGAUCGAAGAGAUGUGGCAAUGAAAGCACUAAAUGCCACUGGUCAAAACCAUAUAAGUAUGGAUUCUCUAUAUGAGGUUUUAUCUGUGAAUCCAGUAUGUAAUGGGAUCACAGUUUAUACAACCGUCAUGAGUGCCGCCACACCUGAGAAGUACACAACAAUUGUCAGAGAUAUGUGUGUGUGAUGGAACGAGCCAUUGUCUUGAUCAACACAGCUAACUUCUGAACUGCCCAACAAAUUCUGCUUCUCUUCAUGUUUUUUUUGUAAUGGAAAUGAAUCUAAUUUUAAAGGGGA